Messenger RNA from Miscanthus lutarioriparius, 822 nucleotides. Lineage: Eukaryota; Viridiplantae; Streptophyta; Magnoliopsida; Poales; Poaceae. The record is from the annotation of a GenBank genome assembly.
AUGGCAAUGGCGCAGCAAGCGAGCUUCCCCUGCUCGAAUGCUACUACAUGGAGAGAGCUCACCAACACGAGCUGGAGGGACGACGACUACCGGCGGAUGGUGAUGGCGUACCUGAUCGAGGCGGUGUACCUGCUGGAGCUGGAGCGGCAGGAGCGCCGGGACGCGGCGGCGGUGGCGCAGCAGUGGUGGAAGCCGUUCCACUUCCGCCUGGCGCACGAGCUGGUGGACGACCGCGACGGCUCCGUGUUCGGCGCCGUCUUCGAGCGCGACCACCACGGCGUCUCCUCCGACGCCUGCAGGCCCAGCCCGAGCGGCGCGCCCAGCGCCGUGAUAGCGUUCCGGGGCACGCUGCUGCGCGCGCCCACCAUCCGGCGCGACGUGGAGGACGAGCUCCGCCUGCUGGCCCGGAACAGCCUCCGGGGCUCCGCCAGGCUGGCGCGCGCCGUGCAGGCGCUCAGCGCCACCAUCGACCGCUUCGGCUCCGACAACGUCUGCGUGUGCGGCCACUCCCUGGGCGCCGGCUUCGCGCGCCAGGUCAUCCGGAUGCUCGUCGCCUCCUCCUCGCCGCGGCAGCAGCACCCGCGCCAGCAGCAGGCGGCCGCCUUCGCCGCCGCGUCGCUCGAGUCCCACCUCUUCAACGCGCCCUACCUGUCGCUGCCCAUGGGCGUCAGGAGCGUCGUCAAGACGGCGGACUGCCUGCUCAAGGCGCUCCGCUCCGGCGUCGCCACCGUCGGCAAGUGGCACGGCAAGGCGCUCCGGAACGUGGCCUACGCCAACUGCAUCCUCGGCUACACCAGGCUCGAGAGCACCAGGAAGUUGUGA